Molecule: messenger RNA, 1705 nt
Organism: Chiloscyllium plagiosum (whitespotted bambooshark)
Lineage: Eukaryota; Metazoa; Chordata; Chondrichthyes; Orectolobiformes; Hemiscylliidae
Source: RefSeq, a predicted model, not a curated record
CUGUUCUUAUUUUGCUAUAGAUCUACUGAGGGACAAUAGUAUGGAAGGUCUACAACUGAAUGGAAUUUCUGUUCUUGAUGACCAUCGUGAUGAAUUUGGAGAUGUAGGUGACUCUGCAUCGCAACUGAACAUGCGUGGUGUCUUCCUUCAUGUGUUGGGAGAUGCCCUGGGCUCUGUCAUAGUGGUGGUAAAUGCACUGAUAUUUUACUUCAUUUGGAACCCAUGUCCUGAAAAUGGCCCAUGCAUUAAUAAGUGUUUACAUGAUCAUUGUGUUGAUCGAGAACAUCUAAAUGGCACACAGUCAAACAUAUCUGAAAAUAGUAAAAACAUUCCAGAAGCUGGACCCUGUUGGGUGUUGUUCUUGGAUCCCACUUUAUGUUGUAUUAUGGUAUGUAUUUUGUUGUACACAACGUAUCCUCUUCUGAAGGAAUCUGCUCUUAUUCUGUUACAAACAGUCCCUAAACAAAUAGAUAUGGAGUUAAUAAAUGAGAAGCUGCGCAACUUGGAAGGUGUACUAGCUGUACAUGAGCUUCAUGUCUGGCAGUUAGCUGGUAGUAGAAUUAUUGCAACCGCCCAUAUUAAAUGUCGUGAUCCAACUGCUUACAUGGAUGUAGCAAAACGUAUUAAAGACUUUUUCCAUGAUGAAGGAAUCCAUGCCACAACCAUCCAGCCGGAAUUUGCUUCAGUAAACUCUGAAUCACGUAUUUCCCUUUGUGAACUGCCAUGCAAGACUCAGUGUGCCUUAAAGCAGUGUUGCGGUAAUGGUGAGAAGUCCUCAAGUGAUUUAAAGUUGGAAACUCCAUCCACUCAUUCUCUUGAGGUCAUCAGGGAAUCUCCUGAACAUCCCAAUAUGAGGACUCAAAGAAAUGAGACUUGCAGCAAUCCUGCAAAAAGCAAAGACACACAAUAUGAAUCAGCUGUGUAAAUUUAGUCAGUCUAAUUUUAAGUGACGUGGUACUUUAUUGACAUUAAAAUAUUGGGGUUGUCAACUGGAAUUGAUUGGCACUGAGCUAAAAUAAUAGUGGUGCCUAACAAAUGUUAUUGAACUUGUUCCACUGCUCCUUGAUUUAUAUAUGGCACAUUCCAAAGCAAACUUAUGGACAGCUGAUCAGAAUCUACUUGAAUCUGUUCUCACCGCUUUGGGACAAGCAAUGUGGAUAGUGCAUCACUGACUGUCAGCGGAAAAUGUAUUUAAUUAUUAUUAAAGGCUGUAACAUUUUGCAAACUUAGGUUUUUCUAUAAACACUUUUUAUAUAGAAUGAUGUAACAGUUUUACAUCAACUUGUAAAACUCCUUGUCUCCACCAAGUUGAGUUGCUGCUAUAUAAAACUAGGGGAGGGUAGUAGUGUGAAAAGCAGUCCAUUAAAUCCAGAAUGUUAAACCUAAUAAUUGGUAUUACAUGUGGGUAAUUUGCUUUGGUGUGGUUAAAAUGUGACCCUUUUUAUCCCCUCUAGCUUGAAAAUUACAUUUAUUGUAUUGCUCUAAAUUAUUAGAUAGCAGAAAUGUUUUUGAUGCAGAGUGAUCUGUUAAUUCUUGCAUCAAUCCAGUUAAUUAUAACCAGUAUUCGUAAGUAAUGCUUUAUCACUCUGUCUUGAAUUUGUACCCCAGCCAAUAACUUGUUUCUGUCUCUUUUUGAGGAAUGAUGUCCUUCUGGACCAGUGAUUUAUGUUUUUUUAAAAAAAAUAUACAUUGAAAUCUGCAAGAA